GUGAAAUUGGGUGGUUAUUGCAUUUACAAGUCUCUAACAUGUGAUUUGAACAAAAUUAAUUUAUGUUUCCAAGGUGAACGUAAUUAAAUCAUAUAUGAUCUGCAUGAAAUUUACCAAUUUAGCACCUCUUAAAUUUAUUCUUGUUGAUAUGACAUGAUAAAAUCUAACAAGAGUGGUUAGCUGCCUUAAAGACUCGCGAUAUCACAAGAUCACACGUGAUUUUAACCACAGGAGACAGGAAAGCGCAUGGUUUGCUUCGCGGUCAUCUUGGAAAGGCUGUUGUGAAAUGGCUGCAAUGGUGAAACUCAGAAUCAUUUUCUCCGAAAAUGAUUCCCGGAGAUUGAUCCUUCCAAAUGGGAUGCCAGAGUCUGUCAGUGAGCUAGUUCAGCAGAUAAAGGGACAGUGUGGAGUUAAUGGGGACUUCAGGCUUCAGUUCAUGGAUGCAGAAUUUGGGAAUGAAUUCACCAACUUGGAGUCAAUGUCGGACAUCCAGGACAAAAGUACCAUCAAGGUCAUCUUUAGCUCAGUUGCACCUGUCGAGCCUGGUGAGCCACUGCUCCCUCUUUACUCAUCUGCUGCCACUUCCCGCACUCUAGAUGACUCCUCAUCCCUUUCAUCUCCUGGGAACUCAUUUGAUACAGACAUAUUGUCUUCUCCUGAAUCUACGUCCUCAAGAGCCACUGCAUGGCCCGAUGUCUUCCCCAUUCCCCGGUUCUCUUAUGAUACUCAACUACAGCUGGACAGGGCCAAUGCUACUUUCAAAGAAACUGGAGCUUUGUUGAAUCCUGAUCAUAAAAUUAAGUCUGCCAUUCUUGAUGGUUUAGCUGAAACAAUUGUUCAGUACAAGGUCUACCUCUCUGACAGGGAGUUUGAUGAGGUCGCAGAAGCUCUUGUAACAACCCAUCCAUGUUUGAAAGAGCCUGGUUCAGUCACUGGAUAUGGCGGAUGGAAAACAAGCUUGAAGUAUAAACUUGCUAACUACCGAACUAAGCUUAGACGGCUUGGAUGCCCUGAAGUUACUGUGAAUUCCUUAAAACAUAAACCUGAUGGCAAAUGUACUCCUGCGUAUGGCGUGAAGAAGCCAAAAAAAGCUGAAGUGAAUUACUGCCCCACUUAUCCAGCUGGUGAAACUGCAGAGACACUAGAAGAAAUCAGAGUGGACCUCCUGUCAGAAGUUAAGAAAAAAAACAAUGACCAUAGGGUGGCUGCAAUGAUGGAGAAGACCUUGGCUCUCAGAAGGCAAGAGGUGAUACGUGAAGCACCGAUGAUCGCUGAUUUCAAAAUGAGGUGGCCAGCUCUCUUCCAUGUGUGUGAGGUGAGUGCAGAAUUCAAGAGGAUUACAACAAUCCAUUUGCAGUCCAAGUUCUUCUCCCAGCUGGAUAGUUAUUCGGCAAACCUUAUGAAGAUAUAUGCCAAGAAGGGUGGAAUACAAGGGCGAAAAAUUAAGACCAUCAUGGCACCUGCAACCCAGACUGCUGCUGUUGAAGUCAGAAGAGAACGCAUCCUCAAAGGUCUUUGCGUGUACCUGAAUGAAGAUCCAGAGAAGCUGGUGAAGGAUUACCUGGACGUUGAUAAAAGCAUCGCCACUGCCAUAGCAGAGACAGUCUUUGGAAUCUGUGUCAUUCGAUCAGAGGGUGCGGAGCCUGGCGAUGACCCUCAGGAUGUUAUGAUUGUUCUAGAGGGGGUGGAAGUGAUGGAACUCAGGUACACCUUUGAGGUUCUGCAGAAGAUUCUUAUGGAGUUGGAUGCACACAAACUAUCCAACAAAGUACAGGUUCUCAAAACUCUUCUUUCUCGUUGAGAAAUGUUGCCAAUACAACAGCUACACCAUGUAUCUGGAACAUGAACCAGAAAGAACUGCAGACAGAUGAUACCAUGCAUUUUUUAUUCAUUUUGAGAUAUACAAAAUUGGUGAUAUUUGUUUUUUUGAAAGUGCAUCUCUUUGACCUUCAAAAUCACUUGAUUCAGCCGUUCAUUGUGGUUAAAAAAUGGUUUGAACAGGUUAAGUUGCCACCAUGUCCACUACUUUUUUGUUUUUCUGUGAUAUAACUUGCAUUACAUGUAUUCUUCACACGUUAUAUGAAAUUUGCUAUAAAUCCAAUAAAUUGGAGAAAACAAAAAGAUCUGUAUGACAAUUUUUUUUUAUUUAAGUUUUAGAUAUUGUAAUAGUGCAAUGCAUGUUAUCCAGACUCUAGACUUUGUUAAAUACUCCAAAAAAAUUUCUCUUUAAAUGAACUUAAAAUAAUCAUGGAAAGAAUUUCCACAUUAUUAAAUGGCUUUCUAUUAGCAUUAAACACUUGUGUUGGAUUAACAUAAUUUGUAUGAGUUGGUUCAACUCAGUUAACUUAAGUUGGAACCAAAUUCAGUACAUUAGUUGGAGAAAACCUACUGAAUUGAGUUGGAACAAAACCCUUAAAGUUGGAUCAACACUAUUAUCUUAUAUUGGAUUCAAAUGCAGUAAAUACGUUGAUUCAUCAAUCAUUAAUUAAGUUGGUCCAACUUGAGUACAUUAAGUUGGAAUUACAGAAUUGCAUAAUGCUAAAAUAAAGCAAUUCAAUCACGUGGAAAUUCUUUCCAUGAUUUUUUUAUGUUCAUUUAAAGAGUUAUUUUUUUGA
This is a messenger RNA of Oreochromis niloticus (Nile tilapia), 2615 nucleotides long. Its product is annotated as sterile alpha motif domain-containing protein 3. The record is from RefSeq and is a predicted model, not a curated record. The transcript is spliced from 6 exons. Bases 287 to 1801 code for a protein of 504 amino acids. Lineage: Eukaryota; Metazoa; Chordata; Actinopteri; Cichliformes; Cichlidae.